UCUUGGAAUUGAGGUAGCUAGAACAACAGAAGGGAUAGUUCUGAGCCAGCGAAAGUAUGCUCUCGACUACUCACGAAAUCAGGCAUGCUUGGGGCAAAGCCUAUUUCCUUUCCCAUGGAGCAGCAUCAUCGUCUCGGGCUUGCAUCUGGUUCACCUAUACUAGAUCCUUCACAAUACAAGAGGCUAGUCGGUCGGCUCCUUUACUUGACAAUAACACGACCAGACAUAUGCUAUUCUGUUGGAAUCUUGGCAUAAUCAUGGAUGAACCCAAACAGGAACACUUUGAUGUAGCAAUGAAAGUGUUACGUUAUGUUAAGAACUCACCGGGACAAGGGAUAUUACUCUCCUCUUCUAGUCAUCCACAUCUUGUUGCUUAUUGUGAUGUAGACUGGGCUAGUUGCCCACGGACACGGCGCUCAACAACAGGUUACUAUAUUUGUCUCGGACACUCCCCUGUUUCUUGGCAGUCGAAAAAGCAAUCAAUUGUCUCUCACUCCUCCGCUGAAGCUGAGUAUAGGGCCAUGGCAUCAACUGUCAGUGAGCUCACUUGGUUAAAGUCCUUGCUUUAUGAUCUUGGGAUAUAUCACUCGAAGCCAAUGACAUUGUUUUGUGAUAACCAAGCUGCCUUACACAUUGCCAAUAAUCCUGUGUUUCAUGCGUGCACAAAACAUAUUGAGAUAGAUUGCCAUUUUGUUCGUGAACGCAUUCAAAGGAAGGAGUUACUCACGGCUCAUGUGCCUUCUCAUUGUCAACCAGCAGAUUUGUUUACAAAGGCAUUAGGCAAGGAACGACUUCAUUUCCUAUUAUGCAAGUUGGGCAUUAAAGACCUUCAUGCUCCAACUUGAGGGGGAGUAUAGCCGGAUAUCAAGGAGAUGAAUAAGGAAAUCAAUCAAUCAACAUUAAUCUCUGAUAUUUUACUGUUUAUACCAGUAAAUGCAUCCAUACCAGUAAAUGCAUUCCCUGUAU
Messenger RNA from Rubroshorea leprosula, 966 nucleotides. The record is from the annotation of a GenBank genome assembly. NCBI's taxonomy places the organism in Eukaryota, Viridiplantae, Streptophyta, Magnoliopsida, Malvales, Dipterocarpaceae.